Molecule: messenger RNA, 996 nt
Organism: Homarus americanus (American lobster)
Lineage: Eukaryota; Metazoa; Arthropoda; Malacostraca; Decapoda; Nephropidae
Product: probable inactive protein kinase DDB_G0270444
Exons: 4
Coding region: 1-996 (331 amino acids)
Source: RefSeq, a predicted model, not a curated record
AUGAGUCGGCGUCACAUGUGUCCCGCACACACCAUUGCUGCCGCACCCCGACACCCUGGCCAGGGGGUCAACCCGCCCUCAUCUGUGGUCACACCCCCGCCCUACCAUGGCCAGGGUCAACGGGGCCCGGCAAAUCAGCAACAGCAGCACAGCCAGCACCGUCAGCAACAGCCAGCACAGCCAGCCCGUCAGCAACAGCAGCACAGCCAGCACAGUCAGCAACGCACAGCCAGCACCGUCAGCACAGCCAGCACCGUCAGCAACAGCAGCACAGCCAGCACCGUCAGCAGCAGCACAGCCAGCACCGUCAGCAACAGCAGCACAGCCAGCACCGUCAGCAACAGCAGCACAGCCAGCACCGUCAGCAACAGCAGCACAGCCAGCACCGUCAGCAACAGCAGCACAGCCAGCACCGUCAGCAACAGCAGCACAGCCAGCACCGUCAGCAACAGCAGCACAGCCAGCACCGUCAGCAACAGCAGCACAGCCAGCACCGUCAGCAACAGCAGCACCAUAAAGAACACACAACAAACCGAUGGUCGGGUCUAUCGAAAUGACGUCACAGCUCUAUUGUGUAGGAGGAAAUUAUUCAUUAGAAGUAAGCUUAGUGAGGUCAAGGAACAGCUCAAGGAACAGCUUAAGGAACAAGUCAAGGAACAGCUCAAGGAACAGCUCAAGAAACAUGUCAAGGAACAAGUCAAGGAACAAGUCAAGGAACAGCUCCAGGAACAAGUCAAAGAACAGCUCAAGGAACAAGUCAAGGAACAGGUCAAGGAACAGCUCAAGGAACAGCUCAAGGAACAAGUCAAGGAACAGGUCAAGGAACAGCUCAAGAAACAUGUCAAGGAACAGCUCAAGGAACAAGUCAAGGAACAGCUCCAGGAACAAGUAAAGGAACAGGUCAAGGAACAGCUCAAGGAACAGCUCAAGGAACAAGUCAAAGAACAGGUCAAGGAACAGCUCAAGGAACAGGUCAAGAAAACAUCUACGAGUUGA